This is a messenger RNA of Thlaspi arvense, 225 nucleotides long. The record is from the annotation of a GenBank genome assembly. Lineage: Eukaryota; Viridiplantae; Streptophyta; Magnoliopsida; Brassicales; Brassicaceae.
AUGAUUGCGUGGUCAGCAAUUGCUGCUCGCUUGCCGGGAAGGACAGACAACGAAAUAAAAAACUUCUGGAAUACCCACAUCAGAAAGAGGCUUCUCCGGAUGGGAAUCGAUCCUGUGACCCACAGCCCUAGGCUCGAUCUUCUGGAUAUGCCUUCAAUUCUAAGCUCUCAGAUGAGUCUAUCAAGCUGGCUCGGUGUUCAACCUCUUGUCAACCAGAGCUCCUAA